UCUUAUUCAGUAGAACUGGAUUUAUGUCAUUUAUGAUGCAAUCCUUACCUUUCUGGGUGAAAUCUAGAAAGGCUGACUCCCAAUCCAAAUCUAACACCAGAAAUAUCAAUCUCAUCAUAUUAAUUAAUGAUCCAAACUCGGGGAACGGAACUCCACCUCCAAUCGGAAUUCCAAACUAUUCUCUUAGCCGUUGUUAUUGUUUUGCCCGAAAAUUUCUUCUUUGUUCUCCAAACUCAAAAUGAACAUGGCAUGGAACGUGUUCAAAUUCUGUACGGCACUACGUGCCCUGGGUUCAAUUAUGAUUGUUUUCGUUCUUGGGAUCAUUGGGGUCACUUACUAUGCUGUGGUCAUUGCUCAUUAUGGCCCAAGUCUCUUUCUUGGAGGCUUUGAUUCGCUUUCCGCUGUUGUGGUCAUCUUCUUGUUUCAUUUUCUGCUGGUGAUGGUAAUUUGGAGUUACUUUGCUGUUGUUCUAACGGAUCCUGGGGGUGUUCCACCAAAUUGGAAGCCUCCGAGGGAUGAGGAGAAAGGUGAAGUUGAUCCUUUGGUGAGUUUUAGUUAUGGAAGUCCAGAAUUAGGUUCAAAUCAGUCAGCUGUGCCUGGUGAUUCUCCAAACCAAGACAUACGUUUCUGCCGGAAGUGCAACCAAUUUAAACCACCUCGCACCCAUCACUGCUCUGUUUGUAAGAGGUGUAUAUUAAAAAUGGACCAUCACUGUGUUUGGGUCGUCAACUGUGUUGGGGCAUUGAACUACAAGUAUUUCCUUCUUUUCUUGUUUUACACAUUUCUGGGGGCAACACUUGGCAGUUUGUCAUUAUUGCGGGUUUUUAUUGAAUUUUUUAAUGAUGGUGAGAUAGCUGAAACACCAGGAACACUUGCAGCUACUUUUAUCACUUUUGUUUUAAACAUUGCAUUUGCACUGAGUAUUUUGGGCUUUCUGAUUAUGCACAUAACACUGGUGGGAGCCAAUACCACCACUAUUGAGGCAUAUGAGAAGAAAAUGACUCCUAAGUGGCGUUAUGACCUUGGUUGGAAGAAAAACUUUGAACAGGUGUUUGGAACAGAGAAGAAGUUCUGGUUCAUCCCAGCAUAUUCAGAGGAGGAUUUAAGACGGAUGCCAUCCCUUCAGGGUUUGGAAUAUCCAACAAGGCCUGACUGGCAGCCACCCCUGCAGCAUUAACUAAAGGUUUAACAAAACAAGCUUGAAACCACUCAUGAAAACUGCGGUUGCAUCUUAUGUAUAUGUUGUAUCUUUGUCAGUUGAUGACAUUGUCUCUAAAAAUUGCUUGAGACCUGCCCUUCCUGAUGUAAGCCCAACAUUGUCAUUGCAUUUCCCUCUUGCCAUGUAAUCUUUCAAUUUGAGCUUGUAUUCUUGAUUCUAAUGAUUGAAAAUUAAAAAAAAUUAUUUUUUUA
Theobroma umbraticum is the source of this 1410-nucleotide messenger RNA. Its product is annotated as putative protein S-acyltransferase 14. Lineage: Eukaryota; Viridiplantae; Streptophyta; Magnoliopsida; Malvales; Malvaceae. The record is from RefSeq and is a predicted model, not a curated record. Gene Ontology annotation, molecular function: palmitoyltransferase activity.